This is a messenger RNA of Arabidopsis lyrata subsp. lyrata, 1285 nucleotides long. Its product is annotated as probable plastid-lipid-associated protein 7, chloroplastic. NCBI's taxonomy places the organism in Eukaryota, Viridiplantae, Streptophyta, Magnoliopsida, Brassicales, Brassicaceae. The record is from RefSeq and is a predicted model, not a curated record. Bases 197 to 1003 code for a protein of 268 amino acids. The transcript is spliced from 6 exons.
AAAUUUUAUAUUAGAGUGCAGUGUAUGGUGGGGGAGUGAUAGAUGCUAAAAGAUGGAUAAAAUAACCAAUAAAACUGUCCAUUCUCCUCCCCAUAAAUCUCUCUCUCUCUCUCUUUCCUCAAAUCCCAUCUUCUUCUUCUUCUUCUUCUUCUUAAUAAGCUCCAUUGGAUUUAGAGAUUCUGAGUGAUAACUGGCAAUGACAAGUAAGCUUAUCCAGCCACCAUCAAUGGCAGCGUCACGAGGAGCAAUCUCAAGAAGAGCAGGAAACGUGAAAGUGUUAGUCUCGUUCACCAAUUCUAAUAGCAAAACGCUGAGUUUUAGAGAUAAAUCAUUUAGGCUCAGACCCAUGUUCAUUGGGAAAGUCACAGAACAGAGCUCUGCUUCCUCCCCAAAUGAACAAGAACAAGAACAAGAAGAAGAAGUUACAGUUACCCAGAUUAAAGAAGAGCUCUACGAAGCUCUCAAAGGGAUCAAUAGAGGGAUAUUCGGAGUUAAGUCAGAUAAAAAAACAGAGAUCGAGGGAUUGGUUAAGCUUUUAGAAUGUCGGAAUCCGACACCGGAGCCGACCGGAGAGUUAGACAAGAUCGGAGGUUGUUGGAAACUCAUAUACAGUACAAUCACUGUAUUGGGUUCUAAAAGAACCAAAUUGGGUCUUCGAGAUUUCGUCUCUCUCGGUGAUCUUCUUCAACAUAUCGACAUUGCUCAGGGCAAAACGGUCCAUGUGUUGAAAUUCGAUGUCCGGGGAUUGAAUCUACUCGACGGAGAGUUUAGAAUCGUCGCUUCCUUCAAGAUCUCUAGCAAAUCGAGUGUUGAGAUUACUUAUGAAAGCUCAACGAUCAAGCCAGACCAGUUGAUGAACAUAUUUAGGAAGAACAUGGAUCUUCUUUUGGGAAUCUUCAACCCCGAGGGACUAUUCGAGAUUUCAUAUUUAGACGAAGAUUUACAAGUAGGCAGAGACGGGAAAGGGAAUGUUUUUGUUUUGGAAAGAACAGAGAAACCUUAAAAUCUUUAUACGAAAAAAUGUUUACUUCAUUUUUCAAACUCAUUUCCAUAAGAAGAAAUUGCUUGUUUCUCAAGAAAAUUUUCAACUUUUUCUUUGGUUUUGGGUUAUGUUGUAUUAGAUAUGCUGAUAUACCUUUCAGUAUUUCAACUUUUUUUUUGGUGGGAUUUAGAAAAAAAAAAUCUAGAUUAGUCUCUUUUUUAUCUUUGGAAUAUUUGUAACAGUUCAUUGAUUAUUGACAUAAUUGAUUGCUCAAUAAUAUAAUUUACUAUUAGCUUUCUCCCA